ACUAAGUCACCGUCAUGGGGGUGGGGUAGGGGGUGGAAACCAGUGUGUAACAAAGGUUGUCCCAGUUUGGGAAGGAAGGCACAGGACAGAGUCUCCUCUCUCAAACACACAAGAUGGCUCGAUUCUGCCGCAAGUCCAAGAAUUCCAAGACACUGGCUUUCCUUUUAGUGGGCGUGACUUUCGUGGGGCUGCACCAGUGGGUCCUUCAGAUGUCUACACGGGAGAAAGCUGAGGGCACCACCGCUGCUCCCUGGUCUUCUGCAGCUGCGGUGCAACCGUCGCCACACCUCCCGGUGCCCCCGUGCAUGGCCAACGCCUCUGUGAACCUCACUGCUGGCUUCCAGCAGCUGCCUGCUCGGAUCCAAGACUUCUUACGCUACCGCCACUGCCGCCGCUUCCCACAGCUGUGGGACGCGCCCCGCAAGUGCGCCGGCCGCCGCGGCGUCUUCCUGCUGCUGGCGGUGAAGUCGUCACCUGCGAACUACGAGCGGCGCGAGCUGAUCCGGCGCACGUGGGGCCAGGAGCGCAGCUACAGCGGGCGACAGGUGCGUCGCCUCUUCCUGCUGGGGACCUCCCCUCCCGAAGAGGCAGCGCGCGAACCUCAGCUGGCCGAUCUGCUGGACCUGGAGGCGCGCGAGCAUGGCGACGUGUUGCAGUGGGACUUCCAGGACACCUUCCUCAACCUCUCGCUCAAGCACCUGCACUUGCUGGAUUGGACAGCGGAGCGCUGCCCGGGUGCGAGCUUCCUGCUCAGCUGCGAUGAUGAUGUCUUCGUGCACACGGCCAACGUGCUGCACUUCCUGGAGGUGCAGUCGCCCGAGAGCCACCUCUUCACUGGGCAGCUCAUGGACGGUUCUGUGCCCAUCCGCGACAGCUGGAGCAAGUACUUCGUGCCCCCGCAGCUCUUCCCCGGCAAGGCCUACCCAGUGUACUGCAGCGGCGGCGGCUUCCUCCUGUCCAGCCGCACAGCCCGCGAGCUGCGCAGCGCGGCGCGCCAUGUCCCACUUUUCCCCAUCGACGACGCCUACAUGGGCAUGUGUCUGCAGCAGGCCGGCCUGAAGCCCAGCAGCCACGAAGGCAUCCGGCCCUUCGGCGUCCGGCUGCCUGGUGCAAAGCGCUCCUCCUUCGAUCCCUGCAUGUAUCGCGAGCUGCUGGUGGUGCACCGCUUCGCUCCCUAUGAGAUGCUGCUCAUGUGGAAGGCUCUGCACAACCCGGAGCUGCACUGUAGCCGCGGACACCGUGCAGGCUCUACCCGGGCCAGAAACCUUGGGAGCUGAGAGUGCAUCUUCUGAUCUGAACUAGCGAUGCACACUGAUGUCACCUUAAAAGCACAGAUCUGGAAAGCACUAUAUCCUAGUGCAUGGUUCUGGCCUCAACUUCAGGGGUUCUUGGUCACUAGUAUCUUCAGAUGUGUAGGUUUGGUUUUCUUAUUUUAAGCCGGCUGCAAGACCUCUGGGCCGGGAAUAUCUGUUUAUCCGCACACACCAGCCUUCCAGGGCACCUGUCUUCCAUCCUCCAUUCAUUGUGGGCAGCAAGAGAAGCGUGACUGCCAAGAUCAAUGCCAGCUGUCAAGUGCAGUGCAAUUAUGAGUUGUCAUUUCCACCGUUUCCUCUGCCAAUGAGUGGAGCUCCCAGAAGUCAGUUCACACCCAGAACUAAGAGAUGCCUGGCAGUCUUGUUCCACCAUGCUCCAGGACUCUUGUGAGGUCGAAGAGGAAGUGAAGCUCAUUUAGGGCUGCAGCAGGAGGCGCAUCCAUCACAGCUACCUUUCUGCAGUCCUGACUGUGAACUCCUAGUAGCUACGGCCUUGCUUCCCCGAUGCUUUAAUGCAUGGACAGUGGCCAUCUGUUCCAAUGGUGUGGAGCAUCUUCGAGAACACUGUAUUAGUUUACUGUUGCUGCUGUAACAAUUCUCCUUUUGAAGUCUAGGGACAAGCCCGCUUAUUCUGUAGUUCUUAGCCCGUAGGUCUCUGACAACGCAGGUCUCAUUAGGCUAAAGUCAAGGUGUUGGUAAAACUGCCUUCCUUCCUGGGAAUCCUAGGGGAGAACACACACUCACUUUAUUCCCUGUCUUCUAGAGGAGGCCUCCUUCAUCUUCAAAACCAGCAAUGCUGCAUUUCUCUACAGCCAAAUUUCUCUCUGACUAUUCCUUCUCCCCAUCCACUGCUCUUUUUCCCUGGAACUAAAAACCCGGCUUCACCUGGAUAAUCCAGGCUUAGCGUUCCAUCUGUUUGUUGAGACAAAGUCUCACAUAGCUCAGGCUGCCCUGAAACUUGCCAUGAAGUCAAGCAUGGUCUUGAAUUGGGGAGCCUCCUGCCUUCAACUCCCAAAGAGUGAUUACUGGUUUGUCUCCACACCCAGGUAGGCAAUAUCUUCAUGUUGUGAAGCCAGCCCACUAGCAACAUCAUAGUUUAUGUUGUCGUUCACGUGUAACCUAUUUUAGUCACAUCUUAUUUAUAUAACAUCUUGUCGUUCUCAUAUAACCUAAUUUAGUCACAGGUUUUGGAGUUUAGGGUGUGGGGAUCCUUGGAGGACCAUUGGUUCUGUCUACCACGAUACCAGUCAGUAUGCGUGAGAACAACAAUGAAUGAAUGAAAUGAACACAAACACGUUUUCUUCUCAACAAACGGUCCUGAUGCCAGCUCUCACUGUGGACAACUGGGCAUCAUUAAUCUGAAGUUUCCUGCUUUGGAGCCUUGUUCUCAGUUCCCUGGAAGAAGGUUGUCUCCAUUUUGGGGGUGGGAAUAUUAAGAUUCUGGUAUUUCAGGGCUGGAGAGAUGGCUCAGUGGUUAAGAACACUGACUGUUCUUCCUGGAGACCUGGGUUCAAUUCCCAGCACCCACACAACAGCUCACAACUAUCAGUAACUACCAAGAUCUGACACUCUCACACAGACACAUGCUGGCAAAACACCAGUGUACAUAAAAUAAAAAUAAAUAAUUAUUUUUAAAAGAUUCUGGCAUUUUGUAACUUAGAAAUGGCAGGAGCCAGCAGUGGUGGCACAUGCCUUUAAUCCCAGUACUUGGGAGGCAGAGGCAGGCAGAUCACUGUGAGUUCAAGACCAGCCUGAUCUACAGAGCUAGUUCCAUGAC
Mesocricetus auratus (golden hamster) is the source of this 3090-nucleotide messenger RNA. RefSeq names its product UDP-GlcNAc:betaGal beta-1,3-N-acetylglucosaminyltransferase 6 (gene B3gnt6). Gene Ontology annotation, cellular component: membrane. Lineage: Eukaryota; Metazoa; Chordata; Mammalia; Rodentia; Cricetidae. The record is from RefSeq and is a predicted model, not a curated record. The coding region runs from base 114 to 1277 and encodes 387 amino acids. Gene Ontology annotation, molecular function: hexosyltransferase activity. The transcript has 2 exons.